AUGGCACAACUAGUGGCACAUAUUUGGCUGUUCGCGCUAUGCAGCAAUGUGGCAGAGACAACUCUUAUAAACUCUCAGAUGAAGUACGAGCUAAAACUGCUUUGCAUCCUGAAUGAUUUCUACGUAGAUGACUACCUUAAGAGUACACCUUCUAUUGGCAUGGCCGAUGUCUCAUCUGUUUUGGCAGACGGUCAGUUCCAUCUCAGGAAAUGGAAAUCGAAUAGCGCUGAAGUCUUGGCACAUCUUCUUGGCGAUGCUGAUCCAUGUCAGCUUAAUCCGCACUUGGCAGAAACUACUGUUCUUGGCUUACACUGGGAUCCACUCACUGAUGAACUCUUCUAUCAGGUCAGCUCUUAUGAUGCACAACAUCUUACGAAAAGGCAAGUGCUUAGCGAUGCAGCAAAAUUAUAUGAUCCAAUUGGCAUGUUGGCACCAGUCAUCAUUACGGCUAAACUUUUCAUACAGAAACUCUGGCAGGCAAAAUUGGCAUGGGACGACCCACUACCACUUGAACUGUUGCAAGAAUGGCUCAUAUACCGAAGGCAGUUGUCCCAACUGGAGGCAGUACGAAUACCGCGUUGGAUAGGCAUGCAACCCGGAUAUCAAAUACAACUUCAUGGCUUCUGCGAUGCUAGUGUUAAGGCAAUGGCUGCAGCACUCUAUUUGGCAACAAACCACAAUGGCAGUAUCACUAGUCACAUUAUCGCAUCAAAAACUAAAGUGGCACCAUUACAUUCGGUAACAGUACCCCGAUUGGAACUUUGUGCUGCGCAAUUGUUGGCUACUCUUUUACACGAAACAAGGCAGGCUUUGCAUUUGGAGCACGUACCAUACACUCUAUACUCCGACUCAAAUAUUGCUCUGUGUUGGCUACGCAAAAACCCAUCACAAUUAAAGCAGUACGUUGCUAAUCGCGUUGGCUGUAUUCAAUCGAUGACAGAUAUCAGGCAUUGGCAUCACAUUCCUACCAAACUUAACCCAGCUGAUUGCGCCAGUCGUGGCAUAUCCCCUUUGGCGUUGCAAAACUACGCAUUAUGGUGGCACGGUCCUAAUUCAACUGAUUAUUCAAUCAAUGAGCUGCACCACUGUGCACCAGCAGAGCUGGCAAUAAUGGAAGGCGAGUUAAAACCAGUGAAGGUAAAGGCAUUGCAGGUAAUAGGCCAACCCGCAUUACAGACACACUACACUGCUGGCGACGAAUUGGUCGUCAUAGAUCUGUUGGACCGGUUCAGUCAUCUUGGCAAGCUAUUGCGCACUACUGCAUACAUAUUGCGUUGCAAAAAGGCACAUCAUCGUUUUCGUUCGCAUACACACAUCUGUACAGGCGAAAUGGACAUUGCUUUAAAUCACCACAUCAAGGCAGAACAGGCGAAAUAUUUCGCAGCGGAAAUCAAGCAGCUGAAAAAGGCACAGCCCAUAUCCACAUCCAGCAAGCUCAUUGCACUAAGUCCAUUCAUCAGCUCCACAGCGGACAAUAUAUUGCGAGUAGGCGGACGCCUACACAAUGCGAGGGUGGCAGAGCCACAGCGUCAUCCAAUCAUUCUUCCAAAGGAUAGCACAUUGGCCAGGCUUUUAAUAUGGCAGGUGCAUCAGGACACACUUCAUGGCGGUAUACAAAUCAUGCUUCAUACGAUUCGACACAAAUACUGGAUCCUACAGGCACGCAUUUUGGUUAAGCAAUGCAUACACUCAUGCGCGAUUUGCAGGCGGCAUAAACACAUAAUGCUAAAACAACGUAUGGCGACAUUACCAAAGGCUCGGGUCACCCCAUCUCCACCAUUUGCUAGAUCUGGCUUAGACUAUUGCGGUCCAUUCAACAUACGCAUUGGCUCCAAGGCUGUACGAACCGUGCGGAAGGCUUACGUGGCAAUCUUUGUGUGCAUGGCAACCAAGGCAGUGCACAUCGAACUGGCUGAAGAUCUCACUUCUGAGGCUUUCAUAAAUGCAUACACCCGUUUCGUAAACCGGCGUGGUCCAUGUAAUCAUUUAUACAGUGACAAUGGCACUACAUUCAUUGGCGCAGAUCGCUUAAUGGCCGCUGACUUACAGGCUUGGCAUAAUGAAUAUUCUCAACAGCAAUUGGCGAAUCGAGGCACAAAAUGGCAUUUUCUACCACCUGGCGCACCUCAUCAAGGCGGUCUAUGGGAAGCUGCCGUUAAGUCAGCGAAGAAGCACUUACUACGCAUUGUUGGCAUCCAUUCCAUUUACUAUGAUCAGCUACAUACUCUACUUGUACAUAUCGAGGCUUGCUUGAAUUCACGUCCACUUAUACCAUUGCAUGACACUUGUGACGACAAGAUGGCUCUAUCACCUGCAGAUUUCCUGAUUGGCAGAUCUCUAUUGGCAGUACCAGACGCACCUAUUGGCAAGGUACCUAGCAACAAAUUAUCAUACUGGCGACAAUUAAGGCAAAUGCAACAGCAUUUUUGGCGACAAUGGCAUGAUGAAUAUCUUUCAACUUUGCAACCACGCUCCAAAUGGCACCAGAAUGGCGACAACAUUAACAUAGGCGAUGUCGUGGUAAUCCGGCACGAGAAUCUACCAGCCACACAUUGGCGGCUUGGUAGGGUGAUAAAACUUCACCCAGGCGAAGAUGGUUUGGUCCGAGUAGUCACGAUCAAGCAUUCAGCAGGCGAAUGCAUGCGACCUAUCCAAAAAAUAUGCAGGCUUGUGGAGCAUCCUGAACGUACCCGUCCAGCCGGGGAGGAUGUUUGA
This is a messenger RNA of Teleopsis dalmanni, 2715 nucleotides long. RefSeq lists its product as uncharacterized. The transcript has a single exon. The coding region runs from base 1 to 2715 and encodes 904 amino acids. Lineage: Eukaryota; Metazoa; Arthropoda; Insecta; Diptera; Diopsidae. Gene Ontology annotation, biological process: DNA integration. The record is from RefSeq and is a predicted model, not a curated record. Gene Ontology annotation, molecular function: nucleic acid binding.